Centruroides sculpturatus (bark scorpion) is the source of this 2097-nucleotide messenger RNA. RefSeq names its product beta-galactosidase-1-like protein 2. The coding region runs from base 106 to 1989 and encodes 627 amino acids. Lineage: Eukaryota; Metazoa; Arthropoda; Arachnida; Scorpiones; Buthidae. Gene Ontology annotation, cellular component: vacuole. The transcript has 2 exons. Gene Ontology annotation, biological process: carbohydrate metabolic process. The record is from RefSeq and is a predicted model, not a curated record. Gene Ontology annotation, molecular function: beta-galactosidase activity.
UGAAAAGUUGGCAACACUUGGAGAAUAUUUAAAAGGGGUGUGCCACAUCAUGUGGUAUGUAGUCUCUCAAAUUUACGUAUUUAAAACACGGCUUGUAUUGCCACAAUGUCUAGAGAUCGUCUCCCCACUCUCUACGAGAUCUACAGCCACGGAGGAUAUCGUUCGGGCUUGGAAGCCAGAGAGAAUUCGUUUUUUCUGAAUGACAAGCCAUUUCAGAUCAUCAGUGGCACUCUGCAUUAUUUUAGAGUGGUGCCGGAAUACUGGGACGAUAGACUGAGAAAGAUGAAGGCCUGCGGAUUGAAUAGCGUGGACAUUUAUGUUCCGUGGAAUCUUCACGAAGAAUUGCCGGGAAAAUUUAAUUUCGAAAGAGGUAUAUGCGACCUGCCUGCCUUUCUGUCCGCGGUUAAGAGCGCAGACAUGUUUGUCGUCUUCCGUCCCGGACCCUACAUAUGCGCUGAAUGGGAUUUCGGCGGAUUGCCCGGAUGGCUCUUGAAGGACAAAAAUAUGGCAGUUAGAUCGAAUUACCCGCCUUAUAAACUCGCGGUUAAAAGGUAUUUUACCAGACUGGCAGAAGUCGUCAGAGAUUUCUUGUUCGGUGCGAAUUUCGGACCGAUAAUAGCCAUACAGAUAGAAAAUGAAUUUAACGAAUUUGGUAAUGCCAACGAAAACCCAGAUGACUUGCAGUAUAUGUCAUUUCUUAAAAAUACAUUGGAAGAGUUGGGACUCAAAGAAUUAUUCUUCACUUCUGAUGCAGUUUCUCAAAUGAAUUCUCCUUUCACACUACCCGAUGUUUUGAUGACUGCAAAUUUUCAGAUUAGAGUGGAAGAAGAAUUAUCUGCUCUGAAAAAACUUCAACCCAAUAAACCUCUAUACGUGGCAGAGUUCUGGUCGGGAUGGUACGAUCACUGGACUGAAAAACACAAUACCUUUUCCGUCGAGGAAUAUGAAAAAAAUUUAAAAAUUAUUCUGGAAAAUAAAGCCUCACUGAAUAUAUAUGUAUUUCAUGGCGGCACCAAUUUCGGUUUCUACAACGGUGCCAACGAAGGGUUUCCCAAUCCCGAAUGUGCUUAUUCUCCCACGGUCACCUCUUACGAUUACGAUGCACCUCUGACGGAAUCCGGCGAUUACACGCCGAAAUACCAUGUCACCAAGAAGAUUAUUUCCGAAAUGAGUAUUAAAAACUUUACCUGUUUCGUUCCUCCGUUGCCUCUGGAAAGUCAAAAGAUGAAAAUUCUCGACGUGGGUUUGUCGGGAGUUUUGCAUCUUGGCGAUAUUCUAGAAUUUAUCAAAGGUAUAAAAAUGAAAAAAGUAAGACCUAUGGAAUUUCUUGAUGUCUAUGAUGGAUCGGGACAAAAUUUCGGAAUGACAUUAUACAGAACUAAAAUUGCCGAGGGUGGUAAACUGUCUUUUCCUAACGGAAUGGCCGACAGAGCCAUUAUAUUAGUGGAUAAUAGAAAGGUUGUGGUGUGGGAUUGGAAACAGAACACCAGAGAGAUACGUAUACCUCAUCUGGAAAAUGGAGAUCACUGUUUAGAUAUUUUGGUAGAAAAUAUGGGAAGAGUAAAUUAUGGUGUACCCCUUAAAUUAAAUUCUCAAAGAAAAGGGCUUUGGAAUCCUGUGCUUCUAGAAGAAAAAGAACUUCGUAACUGGUCGGUAUAUCCGUUACAAUUUGAUGAAAAAUUUAUAAAUAUGAUAAGUUGUUCCAUUUGGAAGAAAGAGUGUGCGCCUCCCUGUUUGUAUAAAGUCGAACUUCAUCUGGAUUCCGAACCCAGAGAUAGUUUUUUGUUUAGUAAAACGUGGAAGAAGGGGGUGGUCUUUGUCAAUGGAUUUAACUUGGGACGAUACUGGAAUGUCGGACCACAGCAGACACUCUAUUUGCCUGCACCAUUAUUGAAAGUGGGCAGAAACACUAUAUAUAUUUUUGAAAUGCACAAUAAAAUUUUAAGUAUUGACUUCUUAGAUAAACCAAUUUUGAAUCAAAGUUGUUGAUGUUUAUAAAUUUGUUUAGAAAUAUUUUGCAUAAAGUUUUAUAAAUUCGACUUAUGUGUAAAAGAAAAAUAUAUUUUUAUAAAUUUUUUAUAGACAGUGCCAAAUGGA